CUACAAAGAAGUCUUCCUACACAUACAAGACUGAAUAUGCCCUCCGAAUCUAUCCAGUCCUCCGCUCCAAGGCCAACUGUGGUCAGGAAAAAAGAGACUCUUGAAUUAAGAAAGACAAUGAAACCUUUGAUGGAAAAAAGAAGGCGAGCCCGUAUCAACGACAGCCUCAACCACCUGAAGACUCUGAUACUUCCUCUCACUGGCAAAGAUCAUUCAAGGCAUUCGAAGCUUGAGAAAGCUGACAUCCUUGAGAUGACGGUAAGGUUCCUCAGUGACCUUCGUGCUGCUCCGGAAAAAAGUACAUCAGAUGGCUAUAAAGAUGGGUACAAAGCCUGCAUGCAACGGGUCACCGGUCUGCUCCCCGAAAUGAACCUGGACAAAGGCGCGUGCCAGUCGGUGAAUGAGUUCAUCAGACAGUGCACGUCUCCAUCUUUCAACCCAGCUUGUCUGAACUGUUGCGCCAAAAGCUCCCGAUCUUUCCCCAGUAUUCAACAGAGACUCCUGAGCUUGAAAGCCGACGUUGGCUCUAGAAUCGAGAGCCACUCAAACUCCCUCCCGAAUCGGCCACAAGCUUCCAAUGCUAUGAUGUGGAGACCCUGGUAGAUUCACAGGCCAUAAAGCCAUGGUUAAUUGUGUAUGCACAUGUCAGGAAAACGUAUCUUGUCUAUGUGUUUUUAUUACUAGGCUAUAGAGAUGCAUGUGUUGUCACAUUCCCUGUUGAUGAAAAGCUAUAAUUCAUCGUUAAAUCAUUUGAGUUAAGUAUUAUAUACUGAAGUACGCACAGGCAUUCCCGCCUGUAAAUUUGAAGAUAUGAUCUGCAUAGAUUGUUUUUGCUAUAUUUAGACCUCUUUGUGGGGUUAAAGGGCCAGAUAAAACGCCCCUGUAAACCCAAAGGGUUAUUAUAUGUAUGUAAUUUGCACUUUAGACUUCAGUAUCCUGGGUCUGUGCGGAUAAAAAAUAUGUAAACACGUUGUGUUAUUAUGUUACUGGACAACAUCACAUGCAUUUUAUAAAUGUAUUUUAAUAUAGU
Molecule: messenger RNA, 1030 nt
Organism: Esox lucius (northern pike)
Lineage: Eukaryota; Metazoa; Chordata; Actinopteri; Esociformes; Esocidae
Product: transcription factor HES-2-like
Exons: 3
Coding region: 37-603 (188 amino acids)
Biological process (GO): regulation of neurogenesis; regulation of transcription by RNA polymerase II; anterior/posterior pattern specification
Cellular component (GO): nucleus
Molecular function (GO): RNA polymerase II cis-regulatory region sequence-specific DNA binding; protein dimerization activity; DNA-binding transcription factor activity, RNA polymerase II-specific
Source: RefSeq, a predicted model, not a curated record